This is a messenger RNA of Morone saxatilis (striped sea-bass), 2582 nucleotides long. RefSeq names its product selenophosphate synthetase 1 (gene sephs1). Gene Ontology annotation, molecular function: ATP binding; selenide, water dikinase activity. NCBI's taxonomy places the organism in Eukaryota, Metazoa, Chordata, Actinopteri, Moronidae. The record is from RefSeq and is a predicted model, not a curated record. Gene Ontology annotation, cellular component: cytoplasm. Gene Ontology annotation, biological process: L-selenocysteine biosynthetic process.
UUAGAAGCUCUCCAACUCGGCCACAACCUGCGCUCUUUGUUGCACGGAGCUGCUUAUGCCUCAUCAACCCCAUUGCACGGAGCAGCGUUCGCCAGCAAGAGCUCGCAGUGAAAACGAAAACUGCAUUUACAGGGACGUAAACGUGACUGUGAAACGAUGUAGCUGUCACUAUGUCUCAAAAGUUUGAGUUUGAGCUUUUAUUUAUAUGAUAUGUGGCUUACAGUACACCAGAAUAGACAGUUUACCUCUGCUCGGUGCUAAUAUUGUUAGCCAGUGCCCAAGGGUUGAAUGAACUUUGCAGCAUUUUGUCUCUUGAACACUCCCGCAGAGUACUAACAGAGGCCCGUUCAGCAACUUGCAGUGAUGCACAUUAAGGAGCGCAUUUAUUUGUGAAUAAUCUGAGACUGCAUUGGAGUCUGGUGAAUGAACUAAGUGGUGAAGGCCCAGACUUUCUUCAGACAUGUCCGUGAGGGAGUCCUUUAACCCCGAAAGCUAUGAGCUGGACAAGAACUUCAGACUCACACGCUUUGCUGAGCUCAAGGGCACAGGCUGCAAGGUGCCUCAAGAUGUGUUACAGAAGCUGCUAGAAACCCUACAGGAGAACCACUAUCAAGAGGAUGAACAGUUCUUGGGGGCAGUUAUGCCCCGAUUAGGCAUAGGCAUGGACACCUGUGUGAUCCCCCUCAGACAUGGAGGCCUUUCUCUGGUCCAGACGACAGACUACAUUUACCCUAUUGUAGAUGACCCCUACAUGAUGGGAAGAAUUGCUUGUGCCAAUGUUCUAAGUGACCUGUAUGCAAUGGGAGUGACAGAGUGUGACAACAUGUUGAUGCUUCUGGGAGUCAGCAACAAAAUGUCAGAGAAGGAGAGAGACAAAGUCAUGCCACUGAUCAUCCAGGGAUUCAAGGAUGCAUCAGAGGAAGCAGGCACAUCUGUAACAGGAGGACAGACGGUGCUCAACCCCUGGGUGGUGAUGGGAGGAGUUGCAACAACAGUCUGCCAGCCCAACGAAUUUAUCAUGCCAGAUAAUGCAGUGCCAGGAGACGUGUUGGUGUUGACCAAGCCACUUGGAACACAAGUGGCCGUCGCAGUACACCAGUGGCUAGAUAUUCCUGAGAAGUGGAACAAGAUAAAGCUGGUGGUAACCCAGGAAGAUGUAGAGCUGGCCUACCAUGAAGCCAUGAUGAACAUGGCUCGACUCAACAGAACAGGAGGCCUUCUUAUCUGUCUGCCACGAGAGCAGGCCGCCCGCUUCUGUGCCGAAAUCAAAUCCCCAAAAUACGGCGAGGGCCACCAAGCGUGGAUCAUCGGGAUUGUAGAGAAAGGAAACCGCACUGCUCGCAUCAUUGACAAACCGCGGAUCAUAGAGGUGGCACCACAAGCAGCCACGCAGAAUGUCAACCCAACUCCUGGUGCAACUUCUUAAUCCUCCUUUGCUGCAUCAUAGACCGGAAACCCCAAAGCUCUGCUGAGUGAUUUUAAACACAUAAACUACAAAACCAUCCUAGAGUGUUGAAAUAUAUACACAAAAUAGUAUGUACACAGAAAAGACUGGGUUGGCGUGUAUCUACAUGAGAAACAGCCCCACACAGUGGCCCAAGGGGCAUGUCAUCACCCAGUGGACUCAAUCUGCAGUAUCCCCAUGAUAAAAAUGGUUAAGAAAUAGAGCAUACUUAAAACCCAUUUGCCUUUUGUGUCUGUUGUAUUCUGUUCUGGGUUCUAUGUUAAAUGUGUGUGAUUGGCAGGCAGCUUCUGAUAAGAGAGUGAUGAUGACGACAAUAAUCUGAUACUGUUGAUUCAUUUUGAAUCUUAGGAAGUCUGGUUUGGUUACCUCUUUGGGUCUUUUAAAAUUGCUCUCAUCAAGCAAGUGGACUGUGUGAUGGUGUUUUUGUUUGUCCAUUCACUUUGUACAGUUAUAAAGCCUAGUUUUAGUUCAUUGCUGUAACUGAUGCCUUGAAAGAAAGAAGUGUGACCAGAAAGGUUUGUUUUUUAUUACUUUGACUUUUUGUAUUGUCCCCACCUAAACUAAUAAAUAUUCAAAUAGAAGUUUGUUUUGCCCGCUAUCUGGGAACUGCACUCGUGUGAAUAAACUAAAUCAAAUGUGACCUUAUCGACUUGCCAUCAUAGAACUGCAGAUUGAUCUGCAGAUUUUUACAUUGGUAAUUGAUGCUACUCCAUUGUGCAUUAACUUGAAGUCAUAGAUGAGGAUAAAUCUGCAUACCCCUCGGGAGAUGAACCUUCUACCAUCUGCAUUCCCAAUAUGUUAUCAUGUUUAGGGUGAUAUGAUGUAUGGGGUUUGCAUUACAUGGUCACUAAAUUGUGCAACUAUAAAAAGCAGUCUGGGUUGUUAAGCAUUGUAAUAGCAGGCAGUCAGCCUGUUGCCUUUGUUUAAAAUAUGGUGCAUUUAGUUUUGCCAUAAGAUGUGCUGAGACUGAUGUACUGUUAUGAAGCUUCCAUCUAAUUUCAGAUCAUUUUUGUUUACCAAUAGCCUGGAUGGAUCUGGAAGGCCUCUGUAAAUGUUCAUUUGAAUAUCAGGAAUAAGACCUCCACCACACCUCUUAAAAUAAACUUCUCUUAUAAUA